Molecule: messenger RNA, 8087 nt
Organism: Anoplopoma fimbria (sablefish)
Lineage: Eukaryota; Metazoa; Chordata; Actinopteri; Perciformes; Anoplopomatidae
Product: supervillin-like
Exons: 41
Coding region: 1-8079 (2692 amino acids)
Biological process (GO): actin polymerization or depolymerization; barbed-end actin filament capping; cytoskeleton organization
Cellular component (GO): cytoplasm; actin cytoskeleton
Molecular function (GO): phosphatidylinositol-4,5-bisphosphate binding; actin filament binding
Source: RefSeq, a predicted model, not a curated record
AUGUUUCGAAACCCAUGGAUCUCUAGUUACCAUGUGAACCAUGAGCAGCCAGGUGGCCAAGGGUUUGGACCUAAAACUCGGAACAAGCUUUGCAGCUCAGCCUCAUUGCCAACAGAGGCCUUAAGUUUUCAGAGUGACUUCUCCCUGGGUGACAAGACCAGCUUGGUCAAGAGUGUUUCAGAUACAGAUGCCAAACUUCUGGCUGUCCUUCCCAAGGUUUCAGAGUUGAAGAAAUACUUUGAGGGAGCUGUCACAAAGGAUUUGGGAAUGAACAGGAAGGAGAGGAUAGCCCGGCGCCUGGAGGGGAUGGAGAGUGAUGCUCCCCCUGCGCUGGUGCCCGGCGGUUUGGUCGCCAACAGGAUGCUGGAGGAGGAUCCUCCGCGGUACACCCGCGCCUCAGAUCCCUGUGAGCCCUGUGUGAUGGUGAGGCGCUACAGCAGAGAGGAGUUGGAGACACCCCAGAAGCAGCUGUCAUCUCUAGACAGAUCACCUCAGGUCAAAGGUGGCGUUGGCACCGGCCGUCAGGAGCCAUUGUUGGUGUAUGUUGACCCAGUAACGUUAUCCACCUCCUCUACACCCACUUCUGGCCCCGCAAACCCCGCCAGCCUCAGUUCCAAGGCUGAACGCAUCGCCCGCUACAAAGCCGAGCGUCGCCGCCAGCUGUCAGAGCGUUACGGCAUCCUCCUGGAUCAGGAGGCGGACAUCGAUUUCACACCACGCUACCGCUCUCGGCGUGACACAGACACCUCAGACCGACAAUUGUCUGCCAGGCGAGAGGGAGACAGACAGGAAGCUGAGGAACAAGGACGGGAGCCCAGGGUGCCAUAUCGUGCUGGAGUGGGCAAGGUUUACAUGAGGACACACCCAGAUCCCGCACCUGUUUCCACCUCCAGCCCCGCCCACUCAAACCAAGCCCCUCCCCUCACACAAGAAAGGCCCAGAAGAUUUUCGGAGCGAGAAAGAGCGAUGAACAUGGAGAACCACCGGCGGGGUGCGGGUCAGGAGCGCUCCAUCGCUUCUAGAUCCAGAACCCAGGAGCAGCAUCCACCCCAGUCCCAACAACAGCAGCAGCAUCAGCACCACCAGGACGCCGCCCAUCAGGAGUCAAGCCCCGCCUCCACCAGGGAUUACAGCAUCGCAGCGGUGCCCAGCUCCCCUCGCACCGCCCGCCGGGCCUCCCUGCCCUCCACUCGCUACGGCAUCUCACCUGGAGAUUUGUUCAUAGAGCAGCAGGCCCAGAGCAUCCUCAACAGACAGGGAAUCCGGGUAAGGGAACGAUUGUCCAGGGAUGAAACUGUCCAGAGGCCCCCCGACUGGAGUCCAGAUAGGAACCAGGGUAACAGACAACGUACUCAGGGGAACUCUGCUCCGUACAGCCCACAACGCUCAGAACCCACCCACCAAAGGACCGUUCCCCAGCCUCAGCCAAGCUCAGGCCUCCAUCCUGCCCACGGCCAAACGGCUUACCCUCCCUCCGUCACUGAGUACCAACACUCUGGCCCUGCCGUUGACUCUCAGCCCUAUUUGGCCAUCCCUGCCCCAGUGACCGCUGCCAAACUUCCUGGACCUCCUGAGGUGCAACCAAGAAGGAGAGUGAGUGCCGACCAAAUCCAUGCCGCCCAAAGGGAGGCAAGAUUGGAGGCCAGGCAGGCCCUGAAGGAAGAGGUCCAUACAGAGGGCCUGCUGAAGAGCAGGAAAGCCGUUUUGCCCUCGGAGAUCCGCAGGAGGGAAAAGAGUGUGGAUGACCCUCACAGGGGCCGGCAUGAAGACAUGGACUGGCAGAACUACAGCCCAGAACAGAGGAGGAUCAGUCGAAGUGAGGAAGACUGGGAUCGGGAGAGACCGAGGGAGAGGGGGAGGGUAAGAAAUGUGGAGAGGAUCAGAGAAAGAGGGAGAGAGCAUCUCUCUAGCCAUGACAGCCAAGAGGAGAAAGUGAUUAGAUCUAUGCAGCCUUCCCACGCCUCUGUACUCCAGGAGCCCAGACAGCAUCAAUCCUCGGAACCUGUGUACCAUCAAGAGCCACAAAUUCAGCAGCAAGAGCCCCCAACGCAACCACAGUAUGAACCCAGAAAGAGACAACAUGUUGCUCAAAUUCAACAACAAGAACCUCCAAUGCAGCAUCAGUACGAGCACUCUAGACAGCCGCAGGAGCCUCAAAAACAACAGCACUCUCAAAGACAGCAGGAGUGCGAGCUCCAAAGACAAGAGCCUCCAAAUCAGCAGCAGGACUCCAGGAGAAGUCAACAAAAUCCCCAACCAGACUUUGAGCCUCAGAGGCAGCAGCAGCGGCCGGACCCAUCGGGGAACCAGAUGUUUGACUCGGCCAUCUAUCUCCAGAAGGGCUCCUCUUUGCCGCAGGCCAAACAAAGAAGCACGGAGAUGAGCGGAGGGCCCAAACCCAAGAUAAGAAUCCGCGCCAUGUCAGAUAUAGGCAUAAGCGAGCAUUCUACCAUGUAUCGUAUGGAGAGGGCGGCGGCCAACAGAGAGACGACGAGGGCCGUCCCUCCAACAGGGAUGUCUAACGGAGAGAUGGGCUCCCUGGACACCAGGGUGUCAGUAGCACAGCUGCGACACUCAUAUCUGGAGAAUGCCAACCGGAAACCUGAGCUUGACACUACUAAAGUAGAUCUGUCAGCCACGGAGGUAGAACCGGCAGUAGAUCGCAGCAGCGAUCGAGACAGGGGUCCUCGGAGGCCUCGGCGCUACAUCACUCCAGGAGACAGUCGCAUGUCGGAGAGGUUUAGGACCCAGCCCAUCACGUCUGCAGAGCGGCUGCAGUCAGAUAGGUCUCGUCUAAGCCCAUCACAGCUACAGGAUCCCGAAGAUGAAGGAAAAGUGGACGAUAGAGCCAAGAUGAGUGUGGCUGCCAAGAGGUCUCUCUUCAGGGAGCUGGAAAGGACAUCAGAUGUUCCCAAACCGCGCUCUCGGAACAUUGCCGUAGAAAGGCGUCUGAGAAGAGUUCAGGAUCGGUCACACACUCAACCCGUCACCAACAAGGAGGUGGUCACUGCUUCAAGUGAACCUGCCACGUCAUCACAACCUCUGAGCAUCCACACUAAUGUAGCUCGUGUCCCCAGCCCCACUAUGGUCAGCACCAGUGUGACCAGCAUCAGCUUACAGGCCACCUCGCAGCCCGACUCAGCAGUCCAGGAUCAGGAUCAGGAGACCCAGGAGCACCAGAAACCAGCUCAGGCUCCCAGCGCUGGGCCACAGGGUGAUGGCCAGGAGCUUUUCUCCGACGAGCCUGACCUUUCCACCCUCACCUUGGCUGAGAAGAUGGCCCUCUUCAACAGCCUCGCUCAGACUACGGGCAAGACCGCUGAGGGGGCCCGCGGAGACACCCGCCAGCGCAGGGCCAACGCCCGAUUUCAGACUCAACCCAUCACCCAGGGAGAGGUAGAGCAGGAAGCUGAGCCGCCGGUAACCUCUGCGGUGCGUAACGGUGACUUACAGGCCAAUCAGGGAGGACAUCUGAAAAACGGAGGUGAGAUCAAACUGGAGCCCCUGUCUGCCUCCCUGAUCCGCUCCGUGGCGGCCGUCACCUCCCAGGCCACUGUCACCACAGUAUCCAUCACUCCGGGCAGCAGCGCCGUCUGCGAUGACGACUGUCUCCGUCCAGGGAAGUCCACCUCCGUCCCCUACAUCCCUGCCCAACAACAGGCUCCUGGCAACGCAAGCAGCCACCAGGAGAGGGCGUUGAUGUAUUUCUCCAUGACCCAGAGCGGAGACCCGGGCCACCCUGAGCCCAACUCCUCCCCUCUCCUCCCUGAGAGCCGGCAGAGAGCGGGGGCUCCUUGCGUUCCCAUCUCCUCAGCAGGUCACAGGCAGCAGGGGGAGGCUGCGGAGGAGGAGGUGGUUCGGGGGAGACAGCAGGGAGGAGCCAGAGGAGACAUCCAAGACGGCAGCAUUAAGGGAAAGCUGCACUCCCCCGACAGGGACCGGGACGGCAGGCAGCAACGGCAGCAUCCCCAGCCUCAGCACCCUGGAGAGCUCUCUUUGCUGAGGGGCGAGUCGGAGCCUCCGCACAGCCGGAGAGCCGCAGACGGACACUCCCAGGAGAGUAGGGAGAGAGCCGAGGGAGGGGGACGAAGGAGAGGAGGGUACCUGAGAGAGGCAGCUCAAGGUUCCUCCACACAGGAGCAGGAGAAGAGCAGCCAGCCAGGCAUCUCAGACCUGCCCGAGCAUCCUGCACCGCCGAGGCCACUGAUAGCUAAAGUGUCAUCCAGGACAGUGUCUCACAUUUCAAGCAGCCUGCAACAAACCAGCCACCAACCUCCUCAAACUCUCCCUAAGCCCUUCACACAGCAGCCUCCUCCGACACCACCCAAACCGUCGACCGACGUCCAGCCUCCACCAACGUACCCCAAACCUUUCGCUCAGUCCCCACAAACCCAGCCCAAACCUCAGGGAUUCAUCCAGCCUCUCCCUAAGCCCUACCCGCAGACGGCCCCCCAGCCGCAGCCCAAACCCCAGGUGCCUCCGCAGACACCACCCAAACCCCAGUCCUUCCCCCAGGCGCUGGUCCACUCACAGUCCCUUUCCCUGGACCACAGCGAGGACUUCGGCAGGCACAGUGUCGACUCUGGAGAUCUGCUGUCCCCCACGGACUCUGGAGAACUACUGUCUGACAGCAUGUCCGCCAAACAGAUGUCCAUCAAGGAGAGAGUGGCACUGCUGAAGAAGAGCGGUGAGGAGGACUGGAGGAACAGGAUCAACAAGAAACAGGAAGUGGUUAAAGUGGUGACCACUGAGCAGCAGGCUCAGCUAUGGGAGUCCGAGCAGACCUACGAGAAGAAGGAGGAAGGGGUGGUCGUUCAAGAGUACUCCGCUGUGUCUGUGUCUGAGCAGUUGUGGGAACCUGUCUUCUCUUCCACCUUUUCUCCUACUAUCUCCCUCGGCCAAAAGUGUCAGUAUAUUGACCAUCAUAGUCAGAAGGUGGGAGAAGAGAUCGAUGCCCAGAUGUCCAUCAACGAGAGAAAACAGAUGAUUUCUAUUCGUGAGGAUGCCUGGAAGUCAAAGGGCAAAGGAGCAGCCAAUGACUCCACCCAGUACACCGUGGCUGCUCGUAUGGUCAAGAAAGGCCUGGCAGCCUCCUCCUCGGUUAUCAGUCCCAUCCUGUCACCGGUCUCCACCAAACUCAAGAGCAGCAUGCCGGCUGUCAACAAACCACAAGAGGAAAUUGAGGCCAGAUCAAAUAUGGAAUCGGACAAGAAACUAGACAAGUUGGAGAGCUUCUUGGGACGUCUCAAUAGCAAAGUGGCAGUUCUGCAGGAAACCACUUUAACAGUCACCGAGAAGGCAGUGAAGGAAGUGAUGAAGCUGGAUGACGAAAUCUUCUCCAAGUUCUACAAACGCGUUGCUGAAUUUCCACGCAUGCCCACGCCCACCAGGAUCGAGAUCAAUGAGGAUUUUGACAGCAUCUUCGGUGUUCAGGGCCCAAAGUUGAUUUCGGCCAUGGUGAAGCACAAGCGGUCGGUGCGUCCGUCCAGGAACGUCCAGGCGUCCAGAAACCCUGUGAAGAUGCUGGCAGCCAGACAGGACAUCAGACACGAGUACACAGAGCAGAGAUUGAACGUGGCACAGCUGGAGAGCAAGAGGAUGAAGGCUGAGAAGAGUGAGCAGAAUAAAUCCUCUGAGUACUCCGAUGCUGCUCUGGCAGGUCUGGCCAGUAAAGAAAACUUCAGCAGCGUGAAUCUGCGCAGCGUCAACAUCUCUGAGCAGAUGUCCAACAACAGCGCCGUGCCGUACAAGAACCUCAUGCUGAUGCAGAUCAAAGGUCGUCGUCACGUUCAGACCAGACUGGUGGAGCCGAGGGCGUCAUCACUGAACAGCGGCGACUGUUUCCUGUUGGUCACUCCAGAGCACUGCGUCGUCUGGCUGGGAGAGUUCUCAAAUGUCAUCGAGAAGGCCAAGGCCAUAGAUUUGGCCACCUUCAUCCAGACGAAGAAGGACAUGGGCUGCAGGGCGAACCAGGUGCAGACCAUCGAGGAAGGGGUCAACCCUCAGGGUCCAGCUACCCAGCAGUUCUGGACAAUCCUCGGAGGACAGGCUGCUUACCAAUCGGCAGGUCCACCAGAGCAGGAUGAGCAGUUUGAGAAUGCCAUUGUGGAAACCAACUGUAUCUUCAGACUGCUGGAUGACAAACUGGUUCCAGACGAUGAAGAGUGGGGGAAGGUCCCUCGAAGCUCUCUGCUGGCGUCCAAGGAGGUGUUGGUGUUUGACUAUGGCAGUGAGGUGUAUGUGUGGCACGGUAAAGAGGUGACUCUGGCUCAGAGGAAAGUGGCCUUCCAGCUCGCCAAACACCUUUGGAACGGAACUUUUGACUACACCUGCUGUGACAUCAACCCACUGGACCCUGGAGGCUGCAACACACUCAUACCCAGGAAGGGCCAGGGCCGUCCUGAUUGGGCGAUAUUCGGCAGGCUGACCGAGCACAACGAGACCAUCUUGUUCAAAGAAAAGUUUGUGGACUGGACCGAAGCGAAGUCGCCAACACCAAAGGAAGGCUGCGAGCUCGUACCUGAGCAGAAGGAGGCCCCAGGACGAGAAUGCCGUCCUUACGACGCCACCUUGAUGCUGCCCGUCCUCCAGUCGUCCAUUGCCACCAUCUUGGACGGUUUAAAUGUCGGCCGCGGCCACGGCCCGGUGAAGACCGAGGACCGCAUGAGGAUUCAGGAGAUCAGCACGGCGUCGGUGGACGUCUGGCACAUCCUGGAGUUCGACUACAGCCGUCUGCCGCGCCAGAGCAUCGGCCAGUUCCAUGAGGGAGACGCCUACGUGGUCAAGUGGAAGUACAUGGUCAACACCUCAGUUGGUCGUAGGCAGAACCCCGAGGCGAGGAGUAGCGGGCCGGGGAAGGAGAAAUGCUGCUACUUCUUCUGGCAGGGUCGAAACUCCACCGUCAGCGAGAAAGGAACGUCAGCGCUGAUGACGGUGGAGCUGGACGAGGAAAGAGGAGCACAGGUUCAGGUGCAGCAGGGAAAGGAGCCUCCAUGUUUCCUGCAGUGCUUCAACGGAGGGAUGAUCAUCCACGCUGGCAAGAGGGAGGAGGAGGAGGAGAACAAUCAGAGUGAGUGGCGCCUGUACUGUGUGCGGGGCGAGGUGUCGGUGGAGGGCCACCUGCUGGAGGUGGCGUGUCACUGCAGCAGCCUGCGCUCCAGAGCCUCCAUGAUCCUGCUCAACAUCAACAAGGCCAUCAUCUACCUGUGGCAGGGCUGCAAGACGCAGCUACACACUCGCAGUGUGGGAAACACGGCCGCACUCAAGAUCAAAGAACAGUGUCCUCUGGAGGCGGGUCUCCACAGCAGCAGUAAGGUGACCAUCCAUGAGUGUGAUGAGGGGGUGGAGCCUGCGGGUUUCUGGGAGGCUCUGGGGAGAAAAGACAGGAAGGCCUACGACUGUAUGCUGCAAGAUCCAGGUAAAUUCAACUUCACCCCACGGCUUUUCCAGCUGAGCAGCACAUCUGGAGACUUUGUGGCGAAUGAGUUCUUCCACCCGUCCAGAGCUCCAGACCUGGUCAGCUCGCUGCCCUUCCUGCAGGAAGACCUGUACAACGCACCACAACAACCCGCUUUGUUCCUGGUGGAUAACUUCCACGAGGUUUACCUGUGGCAGGGCUGGUGGCCUCAGGACAGCGAGAGCACCGGCUCGGCUCGCAUCCGCUGGGAUUCAGACAGAAAGUGUGCGAUGGAGACGGUGCUGCAGUACUGCAAGGAGAAGAACGAGAAGAAGCCUCAGAAGUCGUAUCUGAUCCACGCCGGACUGGAGCCGCUCACCUUCACCAACAUGUUUCCUAGCUGGGAGCACAGGGAGGACGUGGCCGAGAUCACCGAGAGGGAGGCGGAGGUGUGUAACCAGAUCAUCCUGGUGGAGGACGUGUUGGCCCGGCUCUGUCAGAACACCUUCCCUCUGGCUCAGCUGCAGGCCCGGCCGCUCCCAGAGGGGGUCGACCCGCUCCGCCUGGAGAUCUACCUGUCCGACCAGGACUUUGAGAAAGCUUUGGAGAUGACGAGAGAGGAAUAUGAAGGUUUACCAGGGUGGAAGCAAGUGAACUUAAAGAAGGCCAAAGGACUGUUUUAAGGAAGUUU